CCUGUCAUUCUAUGACCCAUUGGUCAUCAGUGACAUUGUCAGACCAGUGUGAAUAGUGACAAGUUAACAAAUUUAUAUCUUGCAUCACUCUUUUAUUUUAUCAACCAGUUCAAUUUAAUUUCAUUAAUAAAUAAAUAAAUAACUUAUAAUUAUAUUAGCACAAUUUAAAUAAAUAAAUUUGAUGAUUGUGUUGUGAGUUAUGAUAACUAAAUAGACUGGAUAAAUCGUGUGGCCUCGAUGCAUCACGAGUAAUGAGAAUAAAUAUAAUUGCUGUUAAUUCAGGUUCAAUACCGCGUACUAUUAGAAGGUGUCGAACUUAUCGCAAUCUUGUUGGUCAAGUUUUAUUAAAUUCUUCUACGACUACAGAUCAAAUUGACGAUAGAAUUGAAGAAGAAGAAGAAGAAGACAUGGCGGAAGAUACUUCAAGUCAAUCCAAUGAAUCUACGUCACAAAAUAUGAUACAGAGAGAAAGAACUACUAAUAUGCUCUGGCGGAAUAAUUUACAAGAAGAUUUAAUUGACAAAGAAGAAGAAGAAGAAAGUGAAGAAGAAGAAGAAGUAGAAGAUGACGCGGAAAUUGAGGAAGCUAAUUUACGAUCACAAAAUAACAAUUCAUUACUGGAUACAAAUCAAUCAAAUUCUUUCGAUCCUCCGGAAAUAAAAGUAACGAUGGACGAUAGUCUUUUGCAAAUGGCACAUGAGUAUCGAGAAAAUUUCGAUGGAUUUGCUGAAAUAAAUCAGUUUAAUAGUAUCGAAGAAUUGCACGACUUUAUAAAAAAUACUUUGAAAAUAACCGCGGAUUUGAAAGAUAAAAAUUUUGAUUCGAAAAAUUUGAAUAGUCAGGAAGUUUAUUUAAAUAUUUUGUUAAAUCAACGGCCGGAAGAACGUUUUAGAAAAUUAUUUGAUACAAGUCGGGUAACGGUACGACGUUUGCUAGCGAGGAAUGAAGAUAUUUUGAGAGAAUUAUUUGCGUCUGCGAGUUUGGAUAUUUUUCCUAGUCCUCUAGCUCCUACUGAUGGAAUGGACGAGGGGGUUGAUGAAGACGUUGUUUGUCAAAAUCCGCAGGAUGACGAAGUUAAUGAAAAUAUGAAACGAUGGUACAUGAUUGAAAUGAUUGGCCUGUGGUUGAAUAUGAUCACUGAUAUUACGAGUUACCGAGAAGCUAUUAAGAAACGAGUGCUGAUGAAUAGUUGGGGUAUUGAAAAUGACCAAUAUGAGGGAAUCGCUGUACCUUUGAAGUACAAAUAAUAUUAUCGAUGUUUAAUAAGAUUAUCAGGUUAACAAUAAAUAUUUUAGUUAAUUUUAAAACG
Messenger RNA from Microplitis mediator, 1309 nucleotides. RefSeq names its product rho GTPase-activating protein gacV-like. The transcript is spliced from 3 exons. NCBI's taxonomy places the organism in Eukaryota, Metazoa, Arthropoda, Insecta, Hymenoptera, Braconidae. The record is from RefSeq and is a predicted model, not a curated record. The coding region runs from base 252 to 1247 and encodes 331 amino acids.